UCCACGAUCAUCCACGAUCGCCAACUGUCAACAACACUUAACCUAAGCUCCGGCCACUGCUCAGCUCAAUAUCGUUAACAUGGCGAUAGCAUCGACGUCCAGUCUCCAAGGUGGCCAGUACGCCCGGUAUCUGGUCUUCCUCAGUGCGUGCCUUCAACUUUUGCCCGUGGUGUGGACCGCGUCACGCUCCUCUUCCGUAACGCUCGAAUCGCGUAUGAGAGAUGAUCCCGAUUUGUCUGAGUUCUACUCACUGAUCGAGCGAGAUGAAAUUGCCAUGUCCAAGCUAGUUCACCAUUCGCUGACAAUAUUUGCACCGACGAAUCAAGCCUUCCAGCGUUACCUCAACAACAAGACGCAUCUGAACUAUCACAUGUCGACCACUCCGCUCCGGUUAUCGCAGCUCGCUGAUACGGUGCGUUCGCUAAACGACGAUGGUACACCGCUGUACAUUACCCGAAUGCGCCCGCUGAGCGGCAUGCAGGAGGAUCUGUACGUGAACAGUGCGAAAAUUAUCCGGGAGCGUUCCAACAUGGAGUUUACAAACACCCGCGGCUACAAACAGAUACUCCACGUUAUAGACGACGUGCUGACGCCUAUAACGACGGUUUUCAACAAAACAUUGGAUACACCCAACCCGGAUGCCUGGGGAUUUUUGCAGAGUGUGGAGGCUAUCAACAUCGAGCCACACCGGGUGAGAUCGUUCCGGAAGAAGAUACUUAACCUCAAACGGGACCAAGUGUUCAAGAAACCGGGCAUCUCUACCUUCUUCAUACCGGUGGAGACUGGCUUCAAGGUGAGGACACGAAUGAGCAUGGUGGAUAAGCGCGUGAUUGAUGGGCAUGUUAUACCGAACAAAGCCAUUUUCACCAUACCUGCACCGUACGGUCAAGCGCUGGAGACGCUCCAGUUUGAGGAUGAUCUGCGGGUGACGAUUACCUUCUUCCGGCACGACACCGGAAAGAAUGCACGAGUGUUUGUGGUAUCGAACACGAUGUACUCCAACUCGCGGCUCACACCCGGUGCGGUAAUAGCGGAAAUCGUCAAAGCAAACAUCCCCGUUGCAAAUGGUGUCGUGCAUUUAAUACACCGACCACUGGUGAUUGUCGAUAUGCACGGUCUGCAGAUGCUUACGGAUAACAGCCACACACUGUGGUCUAAAUUUCGAGAUCUGAUUGAGGACUAUGCGCCAGAAUUCCUGAACAUCUUGCGAGGUAUGAACCAAAUGACGAUCUUCGUUCCGCAAGAUGACGCCGUCUCGCAGAUGAUGCAAACGAACUUCAUGAGCAACCGCAAGAAGCUUCUUGAGGUGCUAAUGAUGCAUGUGGUGCCAGAUGCCAUUACGAUCGAUAAGAUAAAGCGUAACAACCAGAAUCAUAUUUACCAAAUACCAACAAUGACAAGUCGGCGCUUUAUAUACUUUAAUCUGAACGAAAACCGUACCACACACGCCAAAACCGUCACCGUCGAAGGUGGAGGUGUGAAUGCAUCCCUGGUGCUGGGCGAUAUUGCCACGAAGGAUGGCUACAUCCACAUCAUCGACCGGAUGCUGGGUGUUUCGUACAUGACCGUGCAGGAAAAGCUUGAAACUGAUCCAAUGCUGAACCUUACGUACCACUUUGGAAAGUUGAACCACUUCAACGAUCAGCUAAACAUGACCAACAAGCGAUUUACUUACUUCGUGCCGAGAGACAAGGCCUGGAUCCAGUGGUUUAUUGAACAUCCGGCUGCAAAUCUCGACGACUUUGUGCGAAACCGUGAACAGGUAUCACGUCUGGUGUUGGAGCAGCAUCUUAUCAUUGCCGAUCGAGUGUUCAGUAUGGGAGAUCUGAGAAAUAUGUCUCAUGACUCACUCAUCCUACCGACGGUCGGUCCGGAAAGUUUGCAAAUACGCGUCAAAGAGGAAGAUAACAGGUUCUUCAUACAGUGGAAGGAAACGGGCCGCUGGACGACUGUGUUCCGUGCCGAUGUGGAGUGUACUAACGGGCUGAUCCACGUCAUUGAUGCACCGUUCGUGCACGAGUACGACAUGAUCACUAGCGGCGGCAGUCAGGUACGGCUUUGCAGCACAGUACUAACGUUGAUGGUGACAGUAUUAACGACGCUAGCAACGAUCGGAACGUUCUGAAACGUACCGCUGGUGCGAUUUCGUUCAACAAUUUAUAAGGCACACCGCCAUAAGAGGAUACCGAUUUGUGGAUUAUAGCUUGCGUGUUCGAGCCACACCGAACGGAGCGGCCUGAACUGUCAUUUUGUUGCCAAAUAUUUGGUUUCACGCUGAAACACUCCUUAGUAGUACCGUAGUACGAAUUCGUAUUCUGUUCAUUGCCCUGAUAGUGAUGUUAUUAAGUAUCUCUAUAUUUCUCUCUAUCGCUCUAUCUGCUAGUGGUAAUGUAUUAUGACAAAUUAGUUGCAUUUCAAGAAUCUCAAGUAAUUGAUGACUCAGUUUACAUGCAGGGAGUGUGUUUUGUAUUAAAAACAAACAUUUACUUCAUUAUAAGUCUAGCAUGUACGUUAGUUUAGACAGACGUCACGCGAGGGCUUGUGACGUUUGAUUAGUCUUGUGUUAGAAUAUUGUUCCUUUUUGUCUCUCUCGGAAACAAAAGAUCUAAAAACCACAACAAAAAAAAAUAUGGCGUUGCGAUUGAUUUGAUGUUUCUUGUUUGGGUUUCUAAACGUGUGCAGUAGACCCCGUUCCCAUUCCUUCGCUUUUCAUACACUUUAAUCCGUACCUUUUUCAAUGUGUUCGUGUGCCUUAAUAUAUACAACUUAAUAUAUACAAACAAGAACAACAACAACAAAAACCAUUGCCGUCAUUACCGUAAUUGCCUAGUGGAAUAUGCCUUCUGUCCCGAGCAGAUUGUGCUAUAAUAGAUACCGAAUCUCUACAAGCUGGCAAAAAAAAAAUGUUGUAACGAAGUAAGAUAAGCGAAACGAAAACCUUUAAGCUGUGUGCUGUCUGCCUGUUGAAAAAAAAACUGUAUUUACAAACUGCAUCCGAGACUCCGCGGUGUGGACAAUGUAUUCUGUAUAACCAAAAAUGUCACUGAUUAGUUUCCGAACGUCAAGGUAUUGCUAAAAUUGAUAUUAAAUAGUCGUCGGUUUUUUGAUACUACUACUUCCAAUUCGCGAUUCCCAUCUUCCCGAGAACCCUCCCCCCGUUUUGUUAGGCUAGCGAACGAUUCUAGGCGUAAGUGCGUUGCCAAAUUAAGCGUAAUAAUAAUAUAAAAAAAUGAACUGGAGCAACAACAAAUAAAGCAGGAAACCGUGACUGGGAAAUAGGAGAAAUUGACAACACAAAAAACAAAACGGAAUCUCCAGUUAGAUAUCGCUUCACCUAAAACAUGUAAAACCGUUAAUCGCCUUAAUGCAGGAAGAUAACAGAGUGUAGCGUGUAGUCGUUUUCCUUUUGGGAGUUUAUGUUGGUGAAUUGUGGCGUGUGCCUUCUGUUUCACUGUUGCCUUUUUUUUUGUUUGUUUGUCCUGUAUGUAGAACGUCCUGUACCAUUACUUGCUAGCAUGUAAACAGCCAGAUAAAUCCGGAUCCCGAAUAAUGUAACAUGAGCAACACUUUUAGCUUGAUGAAUUGAAC
This is a messenger RNA of Anopheles moucheti, 3588 nucleotides long. RefSeq names its product fasciclin-1 (gene Fas1). The transcript is spliced from 13 exons. Gene Ontology annotation, cellular component: extracellular matrix. Gene Ontology annotation, molecular function: cell adhesion molecule binding. NCBI's taxonomy places the organism in Eukaryota, Metazoa, Arthropoda, Insecta, Diptera, Culicidae. Gene Ontology annotation, biological process: cell adhesion; extracellular matrix organization. The record is from RefSeq and is a predicted model, not a curated record. Bases 80 to 2125 code for a protein of 681 amino acids.